AUGGACAAGCUCAUUCUUCACGAGGAGCCUAUUUCGGGCAAUUGUUACAAGAUCCGCUUGGCUGCGGCCUUGUUGGGCAUUCCCCUCGAGCGUCGCAUCUACUCGAUCCUUAAAGGUGAAACGAGAACAACAGAAUUCCUGCAGACCGUCUCUUCCUUUGGCAGAGUCCCCGUGCUUCAGAUCGGCGACGCCACGUUUCUCCCUGAAAGCAAUGCGGCCUGCUUCUAUCUUGCUGAAACGGCGACGGCAGCAUCCUCCACGCCACCCCCAUCGAUCGCUCUCAUCCCUCAGAGCGCGAUGCGGCGAGCUGAGAUGCUGCGUUGGAUGUUUUUUGAACAGAAUCAACAUGAAGUCAACAUCGCAACUCUACGGUUUUGGACACACGUUGUUGGGGAGAAGAACCUGGAUCCAUCUCGACGCGCACAAAUCGAGGGUAAAAUCAAGGCGGGGGAACAGGCAUUGGAUUGUAUGGAAGAGCAUCUUGCAAAGAGUGAAUGUGGUUGGUUCGUGGGUGACAGUAUCACCCUAGCUGAUAUCUGCCUCUUUGCUUACACUCAUAUUGCUCAUGAUGCUGGAUUCGACCUCGCGAGAUGGCCAUCAAUCCUCAAGUGGUGCGACCGGGUCAAGCAAGUCCAGGGGUAUGUUGCUAUGGACUAG
Messenger RNA from Cladophialophora psammophila CBS 110553, 657 nucleotides. RefSeq lists its product as uncharacterized. The transcript has 2 exons. The record is from RefSeq and is a predicted model, not a curated record. The coding region runs from base 1 to 657 and encodes 218 amino acids. NCBI's taxonomy places the organism in Eukaryota, Fungi, Ascomycota, Eurotiomycetes, Chaetothyriales, Herpotrichiellaceae.